Molecule: messenger RNA, 1824 nt
Organism: Lymnaea stagnalis (great pond snail)
Lineage: Eukaryota; Metazoa; Mollusca; Gastropoda; Lymnaeidae
Source: the annotation of a GenBank genome assembly
UGCCUCAUUAACGUCAUCAGCCGCUCCCACGGUGCAGACAGCUACCACAUUGAGACCAAAUACUCAGUUGGUUUCAGGUAAGUAAUAUAUAACUUCUAUUUUACAAGCAAGAUUGGCCCUGGUUUGGAAUUUACUGGAUUUUUAAAAGACCUAAUUUUUCUCCUUGUUAUAUUAGACACGUUAAAUCUCCGUUAUCAAGGAAUCAUGGGUACAUUAAAUUUGAUUUCCACUUUCAACUGUAACAUUAAUCCACGAUUUCCUCGACCCAACCCCAUGUCUUUCCUCACCACAACUCCCUCAUAGAAUAAGUCUCCUAAAUCCGUACAUUAGGAAAUGGCUUCAGACAGUCGGCGAGCUAAAAAGCUAAUGCCCUUCCCAAAGCAUCCACUCCCUAAAGUCCGAAAGUCCCCUAAACUGUUGGUCCGCGAAGCCGCACGUUGGAGAUCUCCUUCUGGGACAGCCUUCGUCCGUAGCUUCCGUCGGUUGUCUAGUUUUAGGAAGGCCAUCUCAGCCCAAGGACAACAAGUCUGUCAGUGGUGCUGCUCUCACAACACCAGCCAUCUACUUUCGCAGUGGUCGGGAUGAAUCCUUUACGUCCGAACAUCUCCCCUUGCCUAUCCCGUAGAAGCUUCGGACGCCCUCUAAUUGGGUUUUCAAAUAUGUGCUUCUACCUCGUGAAUAGUGGGAGGAAACGGUUGCCUGGGAACAGCUUCCCCAGUGACUGUGUGCAAAGAAUCAUUAGCAUGCGGCUGCCACUACCAACCUCACGUCUCAUAUCCGUUAUCGGCAACUUAGAAAUCAUGACCACCACUCUUUAACUACCGUUAUUUCAACUGCAGAUCUGACAACUGCAGGAAAAGGCUACAGCUGGAAAAGGCUACAGCUGGCACUGUAGUUGGUAUCAUUGCGGCAGAUACCAUGCACGCCCUUUGUCUGCCCACGCAGGAUCACGCAAUGGUGAUUAUAUUUCCCGGGUAGCGCUUGGGGGGGUGUCUGUGGCAGCGCAACUUUAGUCAGCAUGUCACAGCAGAUAUGCGAACCAGAGCCCGGGGGGGUGGGGGAUGCGUCCCCUCCAUUCUUCACCCUUACUCCGAAACCCCUGACCAACCACCGAUCACAUACCCUUUACUAUUUCUAUAACCCCUGUACACCAUCUCUAAUUUGAUGGAAUCAAGAUUAUUUGCUUACAAUUUAUAUGUAACAUUCAUUAAAUGUUACUUCUUAUCAGUUAUCGCUCGUCAAAACUAAGAGAAAUAUGGAGAGGUGGAGAAAGAGAGAGAGAGAGAGAGAGAGAGAGACAGAGACAGAGACAGAGAGACAGAGAGAGAGAAUAAAACAACAAAAAAUUACAAUUUAUUGAAGGUCUACUUGUCUCAUGCUUGUAUUCUCUGGGUACUCUCUGAGUAUAUUCUAUCUUUAGAUCAACACCCUAUGAGCAUCACCCACACCUUUCUAAUCAACAGGUAUCUCGUAUCUUUACCUCACCAAAGUGUACAACACCUGUCAGGUGACCAACACCCAGACUGUCGUGCCCUUCAGGCCCCACGUGCUCACUUGCGGGUCCCUCUGCCUGCGCACCCCGGACUGCACGGGCAUCAACUUCUGGGAGAAGACCUCUCAAUGUGACCUGACCUUCAACGCAGCAGGCGGGAUCAGCACGACCAGCGCCGUCCCCGGAUGUCAGUUUUACGCACGCGGCCAAAGAUCCAGAUAAAUGAAAGCCUAUCCAGAUCGUCACACAUGUGGUGCAGGCGUGUAAGAGGAAGUGGAAGUCUUAAAAAGAAACUAUUUCAUUUAAAGGAGCACACUAUUUUUUAAAUCACC